Messenger RNA from Symbiodinium natans, 192 nucleotides. Lineage: Eukaryota; Dinophyceae; Suessiales; Symbiodiniaceae. The record is from the annotation of a GenBank genome assembly.
AUGUAUUUCUUCGGAGAGCCUGGGUCCAGGCUGGGCAAGUGGUUGGGAUCAGUGACGCUGACAGCUCACACGCCGACUGUCGUUCCUGGAUACCUGAGUGAGGAGGACUUCGACAAGGUGUGCCAGAAGGCGGCAGAAGCGCCUGUCGAGCCGCCGCCUUCGGAGCGGAAGCGUCGAGGCUUCUUCCGCUGA